This is a messenger RNA of Physcomitrium patens, 2584 nucleotides long. Its product is annotated as threonine--tRNA ligase, mitochondrial 1. Gene Ontology annotation, biological process: threonyl-tRNA aminoacylation. Gene Ontology annotation, molecular function: ATP binding; threonine-tRNA ligase activity. Gene Ontology annotation, cellular component: cytoplasm; mitochondrion; chloroplast. The record is from RefSeq and is a predicted model, not a curated record. Lineage: Eukaryota; Viridiplantae; Streptophyta; Bryopsida; Funariales; Funariaceae.
CGCACUUCCAAACCCUAAACCCCUGAAACCCUAGUUCAGUCUUGGAGAUGUGAGAGGCUCUUUUGGCAGCCAAACCUCGACUCUCCAUCGCCUCAGCGAUUGCCAUCCUCGGUAAGGCGAUCCAGCCCUUGCCUUCUCCGUGCCUCAGUAAUUGUCGUCGUUGGCAAGGUCGUCUUGCAAUGGAAGAGAAGAUGAGCUCCAUGGCCCUCAGCAGCCCCGCCGAUGUCAAAGGUAUGGCGGACACCGUCAUCAAGAAGCGCGUCGAGUUGUUUGAGAAGCUGCAGAAGGAGCAGGCCGAGGCGUUUCGGGCGAAGGGCGGGGAUCCCAUCAAGAUUACGAUGCCGGAUGGAGCUGUGAGGGACGGGAAGAAAUGGAUCACAUCGCCCAUGGAUGUUGCGCGGGAAAUCUCUCAGGGACUUGCAAACAGCGCGCUCAUUGCCGAGGUGAAUGGCGUGUUAUGGGACAUGACGAGACCAUUGGAGGGCGACUGCACUCUACAGUUACACAAAUUUGAGUCAGACAAGGGUCGCGACACCUUCUGGCACUCGAGUGCUCACAUUCUUGGCCAGUCAAUUGAAAUGACAUACGGAUGCAAGCUUUGCAUUGGACCUUGCACCACUAGAGGAGAGGGUUUCUAUUACGAUGCUUUCUACCAUGGGCUUACCUUGACUGAGAAAGAUGAUUUUGGAAAGAUUCAAGCACAAGCAAAUAAAGCAGUGAAGGAUAAGCAACCUUUUGAGAGGAUUGAAGUUACCCGCGAACAAGCUUUGGAGUUCUUCGCAGAAAAUCCGUUCAAGGUUGAAAUUAUCAAUGAGCUUCCGGAGGAUAAGACAAUCACUGUGUACAGAUGUGGUCCGCUUGUAGAUCUAUGUCGUGGUCCUCAUAUCCCAAGCACUUCUCACGUGAAGGCGUUUGCUUGCUUGAGGGCUUCGGCCUCAUACUGGAGAGGAAGAGCAGACCGGGAAAGCCUUCAGCGUGUUUACGGCAUUUCCUAUCCAGACAACAAGCUACUGAAGGAGUAUCUUCAUAACGUGGAGGAAGCUAAGAAAAGAGACCAUCGGAAGCUUGGCCAACAGCAAGAGCUUUUCUUCUUUCACGAAUUGAGCCCUGGGAGCUGUUUCUUUUUACCUCAUGGUGCUCGGAUAUACAACAAAUUGCAAGCUUUUAUCAGGGAUGAGUACCGAAAAAGAGGUUAUGAGGAGGUCGUUUCUCCGAACAUGUUCAACAUGCAACUUUGGGAAACAUCCGGACAUGCUGCGAAUUACAAAGACAACAUGUUCACAUUUGAGGUGGAGAAACAAGAGUUUGGAUUGAAGCCCAUGAACUGUCCUGGUCAUUGUCUCAUUUUUGAUCAUCGCGUCCGUUCAUACAGAGAACUUCCGUUGCGCUUGGCAGAUUUUGGAGUGCUUCAUCGGAAUGAGUUAAGUGGUGCUCUUUCUGGACUGACGAGAGUACGAAGGUUCCAACAGGAUGACGCACACAUAUUCUGCAUGGAGUCUCAGCUUCUAACUGAAGUAAAGGGCGCCUUAGACUUUCUGGAGUUCGCUUACGGAGUGUUUGGUUUCACAUUUGAGCUGGAGCUUUCCACGAGACCAGAGAAAUACUUGGGUGAGAUAGAGACAUGGAACCGAGCUGAGAAAGCAUUGGAAGCUGCCCUGAAUGCGUUUGGUAAACCCUGGCAGAUUAAUGAAGCGGAUGGUGCCUUUUAUGGACCAAAGAUUGACAUCACCGUUUUUGAUGCAUUGAAGAGAAAGUUUCAGUGUGCUACAAUCCAGCUUGACUUCCAGCUUCCGAUACGUUUCAACCUAUCAUAUUCCACGGAAGACGAAGCUAAGAGGGAAAAGCCAGUUAUCAUCCACCGUGCCAUUCUUGGAUCGGUAGAGCGGAUGUUCGCUAUUCUGCUGGAACACUAUGCAGGGAAAUGGCCUUUUUGGCUGAGUCCACGUCAGUGUAUCGUUUGCCCGGUAUCAGAGAAAUUCACGCAUUAUGCGGUGGAGGUUCGGGAUGCUAUAAAUGCAGCUGGCUAUUUUUGUGAAGCAGAUGUCACUGACCGUAAAUUGCAGAAGAAGAUCCGAGAAGCUCAGUUGGCGCAAUUUAACUACAUUCUUGUCGUUGGCGAAGAGGAAACAAGCAAAAAACAAGUGAACAUCCGUACGCGAGAUAAUGUUGUGCAUGGCACCAAGUCUGUUACUGAGUUGCUAGCAGAUUUUCAGAAAGAGACUGCUGAGUACCGCUGAGGGAUCGGUUUUCCUCUUGUGGUCACCCAUGUAGAGCCUGAUUGCGAGCUGGUUUCCUUCCACUAUUGGAAAUAUUCAUCCUUUUAUAGGAGCAUUGCAGUUUUGUUACAAAAGAUUAUAUUAUUAGAGUAUGGUUUACACAAGCUCGCCCAUGCGGGUUAUUGUGUGGUGUCUUGAAUCGCCAAGUUUGCUGAAGUUGCAGCUGGCCAAGAAAAGUGCCUCAUUCAUUUGGUCUAGUGGUAAAAAAGGUGGUUUCUUCUGUUUUGGCAAGGGUGUUGGAUGCUUGUGUAAUGAAGAAACAUUGGAAUGAAUUUAGGAUCUUCACCUGCACGAUAGGCUUCAAGCAA